AGGAGUCCAGGCCAGGCCAGAGUCUGAGCAGGCAAGCCUGGUUCCUGCUGUCUCCACCAUAGAAGGCAGCACCAUGCGCUCACUGACCAGGACACCAGGCAUGGCCCGAAGACCUGCAAGAGUGGCUGAUGUGACUCUUUGAUCCGCAGAGGAAGAGCUAGCAAGCACCACCUGCUCCUAACAGCCAUGCAUGCUUUCUGCAGCUCCGGACCCUCCAUGUGCCAAGACCCAUGAUGACACCCAACAGCACUGAGCUGUCGGCCAUUCCCAUGGGGGUUCUGGGGCUUUCCUUGGCCCUGGCAAGCCUCAUCGUCAUCGCCAACCUGCUCCUGGCCCUAGGCAUCGCCCUGGACCGCCACUUGCGCAGCCCACCUGCUGGCUGCUUCUUCCUAAGCCUACUACUAGCCGGGCUGCUCACAGGGCUGGCACUGCCCAUGCUGCCUGGGCUAUGGAGCCGGAACCAUCAGGGCUACUGGUCCUGCCUCCUUCUCCACUUGACCCCCAACUUUUGUUUCCUUUCCCUGCUUGCCAAUCUGCUGCUGGUGCAUGGGGAACGCUACAUGGCAGUGUUGCAGCCACUCCGGCCCCAUGGAAGUGUGCGGCUAGCCCUGUUCCUCACCUGGGUCAGCUCCCUGUUCUUUGCCAGCCUGCCUGCUCUGGGCUGGAACCAUUGGAGCCCUGAUGCCAACUGCAGCUCCCAAGCUGUCUUCCCAGCCCCCUACCUCUACCUGGAAGUUUAUGGCCUCCUGUUGCCUGCCGUGGGGGCCACUGCCCUUCUCUCUGUCCGCGUGUUGGCCACUGCCCACCGCCAGCUGUGUGAGAUCCGCCGACUGGAGCGGGCAGUGUGCCGCGAUGUACCCUCAACCCUGGCUAGGGCUCUCACCUGGAGGCAGGCUAGGGCACAGGCAGGAGCCACACUGCUCUUCUUGCUGUGUUGGGGGCCCUAUGUGGCCACAUUGCUCCUGUCAGUCUUGGCCUAUGAGCGUCGCCCACCACUAGGGCCUGGAACUCUGUUAUCGCUCAUCUCAUUGGGCAGCACCAGUGCUGCCGCUGUGCCUGUGGCCAUGGGGCUGGGUGAUCAGCGCUACACAGCCCCCUGGAGGACAGCUGCCCAAAGGUGUCUACGAGUGCUUCGAGGAAGAGCCAAGAGGGACAAUCCAGGCCCCAGCACUGCCUACCACACCAGUAGCCAAUGCAGCAUUGACCUGGACUUGAAUUAGGGAAGCAGCAGCUACUGCUGCCUCCCAGAACACUCUUCUAUCUCACAGUGCCCCACUUCUUUGGAUUGGAACCCUCACUCCAUGAGACCUCACCCAGACCAAAUAAAUCUCUGGCCAUCA
Messenger RNA from Mus musculus (house mouse), 1340 nucleotides. RefSeq names its product G protein-coupled bile acid receptor 1 (gene Gpbar1). Gene Ontology annotation, biological process: G protein-coupled receptor signaling pathway. NCBI's taxonomy places the organism in Eukaryota, Metazoa, Chordata, Mammalia, Rodentia, Muridae. The coding region runs from base 231 to 1220 and encodes 329 amino acids. Gene Ontology annotation, molecular function: G protein-coupled receptor activity. The transcript is spliced from 2 exons. Gene Ontology annotation, cellular component: plasma membrane; membrane. The record is from RefSeq and is marked validated.